AUGUCGGUAAACUUGGAGUAUUCACAGCGCUUAAAUUCCGACCUUAUCCAGAUAGAUGCCGACCUUAUCCAGAUAGAUACCGACCUUAUCAAGAUAGAUUCCGACCUUAUCCAGAUAGAUGCCGACCUUAUCCAGAUAGAUGCCGACCUUAUCAAGAUAGAUGCCGACCUUAUCAAGAUAGAUGCCGACCUUAUCAAGAUAGAUGCCGACCUUAUCCAGAUAGAUGCCGACCUUAUCCAGAUAGAUGCCGACCUUAUCCAGAUAGAUGCCGACCUUAUCCAGAUAGAUGCCGACCUUAUCCAGAUAGAUGCCGACCUUAUCCAGAUAGAUGCCGACCUUAUCCAGAUAGAUGCCGACCUUAUCCAGAUAGAUGCCGACCUUAUCCAGAUAGAUGCCGACCUCACAAAUAUAAGUAACAAUAAUGUAUGUAACCUGGGCUCAUAA
Molecule: messenger RNA, 444 nt
Organism: Homarus americanus (American lobster)
Lineage: Eukaryota; Metazoa; Arthropoda; Malacostraca; Decapoda; Nephropidae
Exons: 1
Coding region: 1-444 (147 amino acids)
Source: RefSeq, a predicted model, not a curated record